This is a messenger RNA of Amoebophrya sp. A120, 6963 nucleotides long. The record is from the annotation of a GenBank genome assembly. Lineage: Eukaryota; Dinophyceae; Syndiniales; Amoebophryaceae.
CGCUAGCAGUAGUAGUGCGAGCAAGCGUAGUGGCAGUGAUGAUCUUUCCGACGGGUCGUGCGAUGGUUCGUUCACUUCUCAAGGGAAACUCCAUCCCACCCCUGGUUCUCCGGACCUUCUCGCCGUGAACCAACACGACAAAAUAUCAUUUGUAAAAACAUCCCCAGACCGAGACCAGAGUCAAGAUGGGAAAUCUGCUAGACAAACCAGCCAACUUUGGUCGUUUCGCAUGACAGGUUUAUCCUCGUAGUGUGAUCCUGUUUAGCUAGUUUAGCGGUAUCACAGGUCUAGCAUCUCAUGCUGAUUGUAGCAUCACAAAUUCCAAAACACGACUAGAAAAAGCUUUUCAUGUGGCUUCGCAUGAGAAACUUUUUUGGCAUGCAGAUUUGCGUGACAACUCUGGGUUGGGGAUGUUUUUACUCAGGAUACAAAACCGCCGCGCCCUUGUCGGCAUUGAUCGUGACGCCCCUAAUUCUAUCAACUGCAAAUAUGUCUCGGUCUGGAAAUCUGUAAUGCGGAAUGGUCAUGAGUGAGAGAGCGCGCCUUUGAGUGCAGUUUUGCAUGACAAAUUUUUGAAACGCUUUCUCAUACUCAGUGCGCAUUACAAACUGCGCUUUUUCAUGGCGAAACUGUGGCGCUUUUGUUGCUUUUAUGCAAUACAAAUAUAAUUUCUGGAGUCCUGGACACGCAAUACAAGUUCAACCUUUCCAGACCCAGACACUUUUGCAUUUGAUAAAUUCCGAAGUCCCGCGUGGAAUACGAGAUUUUGCACGGGAAAUACACGUAGGAACUGCAAAUUAUAUGUCUGGGUCUGGGAGAUUGCGAGAUUUGUCAUGUUAGUCUGGCAUGACUCGGAACUCUGUAUUGCGUGUCCGCGAAGAGCUCCUCCUGUCUGUCAUGCAAAAACGCAGUUUCUCAUGCGGAGUACGCAACUCUGAACCACGGAAAAAGUUGUCAUGCUGGGGAGCGCAUUACAGUGUGCUCACUAUUCGCUUCCUUGCAUCACAUGUUUCCAGACCCAGACAUAUUUGCAAUGCAUAACACGGAGGAGCGGACCCUGUGCAUCUUCAUGCAGGCGGACCGGCUGUCGAUGAAAAGAUUACUGGCGAUUCGCGACACCUGGGGCGCUCUGACGGACUCGCUUUGGCUCUACAGAACCGGAAACCACGACGUGGAUGUUGACGAGGAGGGCAGCGCAGCGCCGCAGGAGGAUGGUACGGACAGGUUUUGGUGGAUUUCUGCAUCAAGAUGUAUUUCAUCAAUUCCUCUAUUAAAAAAAUUAGUAACAUCCGCUCGUAGCUCUUUUUACCAUUUACCUGCUUUAUUCACAUGAUCAUCUUCGCAUCCAUCAAGUAGUCCGCGACUAUGAUUAAGUUUGAUAUAUAGUUGCAGGUCGGGAAUUAUAAUUCUCGCUGUAUUGUAGUACUUAGACUUACGAUCGGUUUUUACAUUUACUUAUUUAUCGAUAACACUCAUACAGGCAUACGCAUACCACUCGUCCUUCUUUCUAUGCGGGCAAGAACCUCUACGUCUUCUUCAAAUCUUCAUGUUCAACCUCACCCCAGGCCCGCACAACGACGACGCGCGACCUUCUAGCACGGGGGAAGACCACCACGAGAGCAGGACCCAGCUCCCCGCGAUUGCGACCCUACCCCGCCUGCCUUCUGGUUUUGGGAACCCGGAAGUGUUGUAUCUGCCAAACAACCACGACAGCCGGGAUUUGCUGUACUUCUGGUCGCAGCUUUUCGAGAAAUUCGCGUACCUGCUUCCCCUCUGCAAGUGGUUCUACCACAUAGACCCGGAAGUGUACGUGAACAUCCCGGCGAUUACGGAGCGGGUGAAUUGUAUCCUCUGCAGAACAAGUAUCGCACUCGUAUGAUGAUAAAGUAAUUGCAGCUAUGCAAGACAAAUCUAGUUUUUCUACCUAAGUCAGCAUUACAAAUACCAAUUUUCUUCUUGAAAAAAUUUGUGAUGCAAUUAAUACGUAGUGCGAUACUUUUGUAAUGCAGAAAUUGCUUGGACGAGACGCAGCCGCACUACUUCGGGUUGUUGGCCGGGAUGAUCAUAUCAAAUGUAAAAAUGUCUGGGUCUGGAAGAGUGCAAGAUUUGUGAUGCAGGUUUUCCGGGACACAUGAGGUCUGGAAUGCGAGACCCAGCAUGACAGAUUCUUUGAGGUCUCUACCAUGCCUUUCCUGCGUGAGAAACUCCCCCUCAACUUGGUCAAAAGCGGACAGCUUUUGGCACUCACGCAACACAGAUUUUUGCAUCAUUCAGAUUUAGCAUGACAAGUUCUAAUCUUCCAGACCCAGACAUUUUUGCAUUUGAUAGAUCAAUUACGAGGACAACGAGAACUUCCUCAUGCACAACCGCGACGUGGUAUGACAGUGGCAGUGCACAACUCCCCCUCCCCCUCAUUUGUAUAGCAUGAACGGCAACACAAGCAUCAGCCCGAAUGCCGGUUUUGCAUGACAAAUUUCCACUGGAGUGUAGUGCUAUUUGGGCCACCAGAACUUGUCAUGCAUAAUAGUGACAGGAGGGAAAGCGUGGAUUUGGUAUUCUGCAUGAGAAAUGAGAACGAGGGGGAGUUGUGCACUCUCAUACGUGGGGUUUUUGCUUUCCCGGGAACUGGCUUCCCUCGCCUCCUACUGGACGAAGAUCUGUUUGAACCUGAUCCCGCCGCAGCCCUACACCUACCAGGGGAUCGGGUAUCAUAAGUAGAAACGUCCCCACCCCAUACUCAGGUUGGGAACUUAGCAACACAAAUCUAGAAGUUUUGGACGCCACGCAUAACAAGUUGCAGUCCGUAGUGUAGUACAGGUGCGUAAGGACAGCCGCAUCGCAAAUCCAUCUGCUCAUCCUGUUUUCAGUAUUACAAAUCCCAAAACACGACUAGAAAUGCUUCGCAUGGGAACCCGCAUUACAAAUGUUUCUGUGGAUGCAAACCUGCAUGACAACUACGGGGUGGGGACGUUUUUACUCUAGCAUAUCGGGUACGUGUUCGCGACCUGCUUGGCGGAUUUGGGGAAAAUCACGGUCGAGAAUUUCGCGGACGAGCAGCGGAAUUUCGUGCACGGGGAUGAGGGCCGGGCGAUGGACAUUUUUUUCCACGAAACCAACCCGAUCAUGCGGAAGUGUUUGUUUGCGAUCGGGCCGGUGGACUCCGCAGAGCAGUACUACGACAUCAAAACCAACCUCUCCUGGGCCUCCUGGCACCAGGGGGUAGACUGCAAGGGGGAGACGGAUAUGGGGCACUACACGUUUCGCGACACGGGUGGGGUGGUCCGGAGCUACUACCGGGAGAGCGUGAAGUAUGCAAGAAAAAAACUGUGUAAGUGUAAGUCUGUGAUGCAGAAAAUGCAAAACAGUUACACUUGUCAGGCUGGACAACAUGCAUCAGAGGCUGUUUACGUACGUGUUUUCACGUACUAGCCGCGCAUGACAGGCUCUCUCUGUCAUGCAGAGCGAUCUUGUGAUGCUAAUAUUCCUCACAAGAAAGUUACACUAACGUAACACAGUUUUUUCCUUGGAUAUGACGCUGGCCAUUUGGAAGUGUGGGCAGGAACGGUACCAGAAGUUGGACGAAGAAGAGGUGAACGGAUACUGUGCGGGCAAAUCCCCGCGGGACGGUAUCGUGAGGAACCACGUUCCCACACCGGUGUCACGAUGCGGCAUCUGCUAUACAAAUCUACUACCUUUGGUUGUUUCGCAUGACAAGUCUGUCUUCGUAGUGAUACAGUCCUCUUUAGCUAGUUCAGCAGCUUCACAGAUCUAGCAGAUCAUGCUGGUCUGAGCAUCACAAAUUCUCAAACACAGCUAGAAAAUGCUUCUCAUGGGGCUCCGCGUGAGAAACUUUUUUAGCAUGCAGAUCUGCGUGACAACUCUGGGGUGAGGACGUUUUGACUCAGGAUAGACGGCGAGGGGAGUGUGGCGCUGCCGUUCUUCGACCAGAUUGUGGUGAAAAAGCGACGACGUAAAGCUGCGGGGAUGAGCACUUCCUCCGGUGGUGGCACAGGAUCGUCCUCGUCGUUCUUUAGCUCCUGGUGGGGAGGAAGUUCGGGUGCAGAGGAUGGAAGCGGAGAGGACGACGAGGUGGAGGAAGUUGCCAAAAGUUAUCCAUCAUCUUCUCCCGCAAGUGGAACCACUCCUACAACUGCCUCGGAACUAUUGCUUCGUGCGCGCGAAGAGGAGACGCGGUCUUUGUCGAAACUGGUCUACGGAGCCCAGCUCCUUGCGUCGCAUUCCGUGGAUGUGCCGAUUUUCUCGGACUUUUUUAAGCAGCCAACAGAGAGUACAGAUACAACUUUGGAAGAGGAUAUCGCAAAUGACCCCGCCAGUGCUGCAGCUCCGGAAACCGCAGCGAAGGAAGAAAGUGAAGACGUAGAGCCUUUUGGUUACCUCAAUGUAGAGAAAAUCAUACCGCCCGCGGCAGAGACGUCAGAAGUUUCUACUAUGACAAAUGACACAGAGUACUAUCACAUGUCGCACCUGUCAGAGAAGAAUGCGGACGCAGCAGAGCCUACCGCAACUGUGGAUGAUGUUAUUGAAGCAAUAACUGGUACAGUAUCUUCAUCGACGAACGACGAGCUCGAGGUCAGCCCUCUAGUAGAAACUGCUAGGGAUGAAAUAAUAAACACGAACCCCAUCGUUCCCUGGUUGGACGAACCCGCGGUGGUAAAGCCGCCGCAGGGAAAGAAACAUUGGAACAAGAUCAAGAUCAACAAGAAUAAAGCCGCUUCAAACAGAAUCUUCCCGGAACAAGAUGAAGAUGCUGACCCGAAGAUGAGGCGCCACAUGGAAGAAAUCGAGACUAUGCGAGCCAAAAUUGGCGAAACGUUCGCAAAAAACCUCAGCAAUUGGUUCAACUCUGAGGACGAGCACGAGAAAAAUGCGACAAGCCAACUGAUCGCGACCACCGCAACUGUGUCCUCCGGCCCGAAGAUUUCCCCGGUCAGAUUACCGGUUUCGGACGAGAUUCUGGAAAACCUGCAGCUGCAGAAGAAACCAAAGCCCGACCCGAAGUUUUUCCUGUGCAUUUUCAUCCCGGUUUCCUUCCGGAAAAAGUCCUACAUCGACACCGCUCGGGCGGCAAGAGACACAUGGGCGAGGAACAGCUCUGACAUUGCGGUUUUUUUCCUCGAGCCCCCCGGGACCAUCGCGACGCAGGAGUCGUUCCGCGAGGACAGGCGCGUGCCAACCGUCACGUUCGAAGAGGACUUGGAGACGGACUACGCACACCUUCCCCUUCGCACCUUCCGCAUGUUCGAGGUACUGGGACGAAAUCCCGUCUACCGGGACUUGUGUCACUGGUACAUGAAAGCGGACGCGGAUUCCCACGUGCACACGUCCGCUCUGCUCGAGCGGCUUUCCUGCUUCACGGACUCGCGGAAGAUGUACUACUUAGGGGUGCCGUAUGGACGCGUCAGCUUUGAAAUCGACAAAGUUGAAAUGAUUUGUCAUGCAUAAAAUGGAUGCCAGUUGGAACCCAGUUUCCAAGUGGCGCAUGACAAAUUUUGGUGGUUCCUAAAUCCAGUUUGUCAUGCUGUUUAGGCAAACAAGACUGACUUUCUCAUGCUACUGUAGCAGCUCGAGCUCUAACCCCAAACAGGCUUACAAUAGGCCUCACUUGCCUGCUCUGCAACAAACGUACCGCGCGUCAUGCAUUUUAUGCAUUACAAAUUAUUUCAACUUUGACGACUUCGAUCCUGACACAUCCAUAUGCCGCAGGUCGCGGAGGGGCGGUACGGAAAAAAUUCGUUCUUCGCGUCCGGCGGCGGCGGGUACUUUCUUUCGCGGGGCUUGAUCGCGAAAGCGGGCAUCUGGUCGUCCUUCUGCCUCCUGGAAGCCAUCCGGGGCGUCGGGGGCGCGGGCAUGGAGGACGUGAUGCUCGCGGGCUGUCUGCGAAAGUGGGGCGGCGUGGACGUGGCGCAGUACGGCUUGGACAGCGAGUUCUCUACUGACACGCGAAGACACACAUCAUUUCGCUCGAAGGAGCAGCCCGCGAAGAAGUGCCGGUUUGUCACGCACAGCCUGACCGCGCGGGAAAUCUUCCGCGUGCACCGGUGGCGGUACCGGGGCUUGUGUUUGGUGGACAAACAGGAGCUGGAACGCGACGCACUGGUCGUGUCCUACUCGACCGCGGGGGAACUACUGAAGGCGCCGAAGUUUCGAACCGCGGAGUACCGGGCACUUUACCAGUGCUCGCUACGUCAGGUGGUGCCGGUGGUCGAGCACGAGCACGAUCAACUUCAACAAAGCGGAGGUGCCAACUCCAAAUCUAAUGCGGUUUGCGGGAGGUGGAUGGGUGGUACUAAAACUAAUGCGGACGAUAGUAUAAUAAGUACAACUUCUACUUGGGACGAUUUAACACCGCCCGAACGACCAGGGGGGAAAAAUCACGUAGAACAGGUCGCGGCGUCCACUGGAACGAUUUCACUCCAGCCUCUUCCCCAACUUCCGGGCUGGGAGUCCGAGUCGGCGACGCAGCUGGUGCAGCGCGCGUUGGUGCGGGGCGCCCGGUGCGUGGACACGCACGGUCGGUACUCUUUUUCACGGGACGUAACGCUUUUCGGUGGAAAUAGGGGGGAAAGUAGUGUGGAAAAGAACGGAGAGGUGGAGUUUGACGUGCAGACGCCAGGUGGAAGUGGCCGCCCUGUUGGUGCGGAUGAGGUCGCUGUGCCACAGUUUGUUCACUCGAGUAGCAGUGCGUGGAUUCUUGAGUACUCGAACAACACCAUACAAUACCCGAUGAGGUGUCUGGAAGUGGAUCCGCUCGGCACGCAGCAGUGCCUGGAUUGAGGACUGACUUGAUAGAUAUCAUUUUCAUAUUAAUUCAUUUUUGAUGAUGAAGACGAAGAAGGAUGUGUGCUGUUGUUACUUGAUUUCUGGGAAAUCCGCCUUAUUUGCCUUGGCCUGGCUCUACUCGAAGAUCGGAAAGAUAAAACCCAAUAUAUUUAUGAAUAAACA